Molecule: messenger RNA, 3554 nt
Organism: Dioscorea cayenensis subsp. rotundata (Guinea yam)
Lineage: Eukaryota; Viridiplantae; Streptophyta; Magnoliopsida; Dioscoreales; Dioscoreaceae
Product: synaptonemal complex protein ZEP1-like
Biological process (GO): reciprocal meiotic recombination
Source: RefSeq, a predicted model, not a curated record
UUCUUCAGCUCUUGGAGACGACGAUGAGAUCCUCGCGAGUUUUUUAGGGUUUUGAGGGUUUCGUGAAUCAUCGUCGGAGAGGCCACUGUUUCUUCUCAGUUUCAUCUCGUGAAUCCUCAUCGUGAAGCUGGCCGGUGGAAUCUUGGGUUUGAUGAAGCACAGGGCUUGAUUCAGCCGUUGUUUUCUUUCAUCAAUCCCUAAAUUCUUUUUCAGUGGAGGCUAGGGUUUGAGAACUCGCGAUCUUGGAUUGUCUGAAGAGCUCCCCAGGUGAUUUUUGUUAUCGUCUUUGUUAGUUUCUGGUUUAAUUUCUUGGUUUGAGAUCGGUAACCGAUUUUGAAGCCGCGGAUUUGAGAAGGUAUUGUCAUGGAUUCGUGCUUAGGUUGAUCUGGUUUCAGAUCAUGAUGCAGAAGUUAGGGUUUGCUGAGAUGAAGGGCUUGGAUCAUCUCAAAUCAUCUCUGAUUUGAGAAGGUCUUGUCUGUUGAUUUGUGCUUUGGUUGAUCUGGUUGCAGAGGUAUUCUUCUCGUACCAUAAGGACCAUGAUGCAGAAGUUAGGGUUUGCUGGGAUGAAGGGCUUGGAUCAUCUCAGAUCAUUGGGUGGAUCCCUUGCUGGAUCUGUGAAGAAUUCUCCUGUGUCCAAUCCGAGGGUUUCUUCAGAUUCUGCUUCACUUGGUAGCUUUGCUAAUUUAAAGCUAACUGCAGAGAAGUUGGUCAAAGAGCAAGCUUCAGUGAAGACAGAUCUUGAAUUGGCGAAUGCAAAGUUGAAAAAGUCAAUGGAACAAAUACAUUUGUUGGAGAUGAAAUUACAAGAAGCUGUCAAUGAAAAUGCAAAGCUUAAAGUGAAACAAACAGAAGAUGCAAAGCUAUGGAAAGGGCUAGAUUCAAAGCUCUUGUGUACUAAGACACUGUGCGAUCAGCUAACUGAAACUCUGCAGCAUCUAGCUGCUCAGGUUCGGACAGCUGAAGAAGACAAAAUUUUCUUCAAGGAAAAGCUCUCUGAGAAUUUAAAAGCUCUUGAUGAUUUCAGUUCUCUUAUCCAUGGCUUAUCUGCAAAACUGGAGCAUGGAGAAACUCUGAUUAAUAGCGGCAAACAUGAGAUUUUGGAACUAAGACAGCAGAAACAGGAACUUGAGGAGCGUCUUAGACUUCAAGGUGAAGCUGCAGAUGGUACCUUGAAAGCAAGAGAUGCUGUUAUUGAACAGUUAAAAUUCACUCUGGAAGAACAUAAGGUGCAGUUACAGAUGCUGAAGUUCCAAUUGCAAGAGGCACAGCAUGCAUUACUAUCCAAAGAAGACAUUUGCAAGUCCCUGAAAGCUACUCAAGAGAUAUUGGAAAAAGAAAAAAAUGAUCUUCAAUGUAGUAAUGAAGACUUUGCACGAAAAAUAAACAGGUCCAAUGAGGAGAUAACAAGGCUAGAAAAUAUGGUUCAUGUUUUGGCAACAACAUUAACUGAAUUGGAUGAACAGAGUAGGGGUAUUUCAAACCAGAUUGGCGAGUUGUUCUCUUUAUCUGCAACUUGCCAUGGUCUUCUCCAGCAAGAGAAGGAUUUGACUAGAAAGUCUGUUCAAAAGAAAUUCGAUCAACUAGAUAGACAAUUGUCACUUGCUAGAUCAGAAAAUUUUGCCUUCAAGUUGGAAAAUGAAGAGUUGAAGAACAGGAUUAUGGAGCUCCAGAAAGCUCAGGAGAUUGCUAUGGUACAACAUGCAGAUGAAUGCCGCAUGGCCGAAGAUAAAAUUCGAAUACUGGAGUCUGAAGCUGAAACACUUGUUUCAAAGAAGUCUGAAUUGGAGAAGUUGGCUGAGGAAUUAGAGGACAAAGUUAAGCAUUUAUCUGAAGCUUCUUCUCUGACUGAGAACCAAAUGGAAGUUCUUCUACAAAAAGUUUCGAAGUUAGAAUCUGAGAAUCAAGAUGUUCAUGGGAAGUUGCAAUUAAUGUUACAAGAGAGGGCUCAAGAAACAGAAGCAUUUCAGAUUGAGAUCAUUAGGCAUGAGCAGCAUGCUGAUUCACUAGAUAAGCAGAUCAACCACCUUCGUAUUUCUCUAGAUGAGAAAGAACAGCUUCAUUUACAGUUUGAAGAGAGGGAGAAGCAGUUAAAAGAGCAAAUAUCAGGGACUCAAGCAUCACUUGCUGCAUCUGAAUGCAAACUUGCAGAAGCAAGCAAACAGUAUGAUUUGAUGCUUGAAGGGAAACAAAUAGAGUUAUCCAAGCAUCUGAAGGAGCUAUCCCAGAGAAAUGAUCAGGCUAUCAAUGACAUUCGAAAGAAGUUCGAGAUGGAAAAGGUUCAGAUUGCUAAAGCUGAAAAAGAAAAGGCGGACAAUCUCAUAAAAGAUAUAGAGAGAAGAUGCGAUGAAAAGAUUUCUGAAAAUAAAGAAGAAGCUCAUCAGUAUGCUAUGCGGAUUAAAGAAGAGCAUGCUACACUGAUUAGUAGGAUUCAGCAAGAUCAUGAGCAAAGGGAAUCUAGCCUUAAGGAGCAUCAGAAGGAAGAGGUGCAACGAGUCCAUCUUCAAGCUGAAAAUGAAUUGAGGGAGAGGACAUCGUCACUGAGGAAAGAACAUGAAAUUCAAAUGAAAUCUCUGAAGUUGCAGUAUGAAGAUGAUUAUAGAAAAUUGCAAGAGGAAUUAGAACUUCAGAAGUCAAAGGAGGACAAACAGCGAGCACUAUUACAUUUACAGUGGAAAGUAAUGGGUGAAAAUCAACAAGAUGACCAAGAAGUUAAUUCUAAGAAGGAAUAUUCUGUUUCAUCGAUAAAGAUGAGGGAUACACAUGGUGGAAAAGAAAACCGGCUUGCUUCAACAAGGCCUGAAACGGGCAGAAAGGAUGCAAAUUUUUCUGGUUUGAUGGGGACACCUAUGGUAAACUUACUGAAAAAGGUAGAGAAAGGGAAUCUGGGAAGUGCUGGCAGUAUCCCUAAACACAGUAAGGUCACUCGCCAUGAAUAUGAAGUCGAGACUUCUAACGGGAGGACCAUAAAACGAAGGAAAACGAAGAGCACAUUGAUGUUUGGGGAACCAAACACAAGGAAGUCACCACGGAGUAGGACACCAAAUGCAAACAAUGAUGCCAUUAAACUUAGAAAGGCUGUUGGAGGGCACCCUCCCCAUCCUUCCAACAUUGGUGACUUGUUCUCAGAGGGCUCUUUAAAUCCAUAUGCAGAUGAUCCUUAUGCAUUUGAUUAAAGGUAAUAAUAAGAACAUUGUGAUGCUGCUUGCUUGCGUCCCUAGCAGAGAGACCCUGCAUGCAUCUCGUGAACUUAAACUCGCCAUUUUUCAUUUUGUUGUAAAUGCUUGGUGUUGUCACUUGUAAGUAUGCCUGUCAGCCAUUGCUACUAAAUUCUGAAUCAGGCGCAAAAGGCGCACGACUGGAGCUGUGUUUGCAGAAACCAGGUAGGUAUUACUUUCAGUGCUUCAAAUCUUGUAUGUAACCAUUGCAAGAAAAAUAUUUUCCUUGUUUUCUUCCGUAACUGCUAUGUUUUUCCCUGGACUCUCUUAAAUGAGAUGUCAUCAAAUGAAAAGGAUUUUUACAUUUUUAAAAUGAGAUAAUAGACAAUAGGACAGUUU